ACGUGGUGCUCUCAUGUCCUUCGAUUUCGAGAAAUUUUUUUUCCGGUGCCGAUCUAUUGUAUGACCUUUUUUUAUGUAUCGCUCCUCUUUCUCCUCGUUUUAUCCCGUUAUUUUCUAAUCUUCCGACUUAGUUCCAACUUGGGAGUUUUCAGAAAAUUGCCAUGGUCAGUAGUAUUUUACACUGUUAGGUCGCGUAAAUACAAUAGGAUUGUAUCGUGUAUACGGUGAAUUAUGGGUCCGUUCGUUUUUUUUUUUUUUUUGUUACUUUCUACAGUAAUUUUUUUUAGAAUUCUUUCCCUCGCUCUUCUUCCAUACUCGAUGGCUAAACGUAUGCUCAGUUCGUUUUAAAUGUUGAAUGUGUAAGCAAGAGCAGCUAAAAAGAAUGGAUCUCAUGGCUGAGUCAGGAAGUUACAAAAAUGGAGCACGCAAGAUGCAGGAACCGUCGUUCCCGCGCCGAAAAGGGCUCCUCACCCCAGUGUCGGUGUUGGUGCUGCUGAUACUACCAUUGGUCGAUCUACCCUCUGCAAACGGAUCUUGUGUGUUUCCAUCAAGUUGGACGGGAGAAUGGUACCAGUAUGGGAAACCCGUAUUCGCUAUAAAUACAACCGUUCUCGGAGAUAGAGUCUGCGUCGAAAGAACAGAUGACAAAUAUGUCGUUCUUUAUAGCACCGAGAACUGCUAUCAUUGUAUGAUUAUCAACGGACGACAUGAGAACGUUAUUCAAUAUCGUGAAGGCCCGUGGUGUAGCGCGGAACGAACAAGUUUGGAAGAAAUGUGCGGUACGAUCACCUCAGAUGACAUGCUGUAUUCGAUGUUCCGCAUGAACUCCAAACCGAUAGCCUGCCCAUUCAGCGGGUCGUCGUUCACAUUCACGUAUAAUCGAGGUUACGGCGAAUGUACAAUGCCUAUAAGUCUCGCGGAGAAAUGUACAGACGAGAGUAAGCUUCUUCUCAAGUACCAGGCCUGUCCGGACGUCGAAGGGACCGAGAGUAACACCGAGGAACUACAAUGCCUUGCCGUUUGGAACGAUGGCCGAAAUAAAUAUCUGGUGGGAACCCUGAGAGGGAGAAGCGUUCUGAGUGCAAAGAUGUACAGGUGUUUUCUGUACGAAGAAAAGCCUCAUCAUCAAGGAAAAAUGAUUUAUUUGCUUGCCCAAUCUGGCGAUCCGACUUGCAAUGGUUUAACCACCGUUUCUGAGGGUUCACCCACCAUAAAGCUUACUAAAGUCGAUAAAGAACACAGUAGAUGUAAAUAUCCGGUCUGGGUAACUGAGCACCAUGACUGGCACUCUCUCGACGGUACGAAGGACUAUCACUUCACGAACAAGAAUUCCACUCUGAAAAUAAAGGCGCAAGCGCAGGAUGUCAAUGGCGAAGCGUUCCAUGAGGAAAAAAUCGUUUGUCAUAAUUUAGAAAAAUUGUAUCCGAACGAAAGCAUGGGGAAUAAAGUGAAACUAGUCGCUCAUGUCACCAGCGGCUGCGACAUUGGUUACGUUUGCAUGAUAUUCCACAAAAGAGACAGUCGUAUUAUUGAGAUACAGCAAUCAGAUCAAAAAGCGAUUAUGCCAGACGAGGCGUGCUCCAUCUCCGAUCCUUCCACGAUGCCGUAUACGACCUUAAUAACCACGUCUUUGCAUCAGAGAAAAUGUCCUAAUCCAGGACGAUACGAAAUUAUGGAUUUUGCUCCAUCGGAUAUGUUAUCAGCUCCCAUGUCAAGGCGACAGCGGCGUAGUGACUUAUCGAGGACGACCAAAAGGCGAAUUUGGCAGGACAACACCGAGGAUGCGGAGUGCAGGAGUACGGACAUUCAAGUAGGCUGUUCCUCGUCCGAUCAAACUGAAAUGAUAAUCGCCAAUACAUGCGAACACGAAGAGAUUGCCUAUUUUUGUCACGGCAGUUGGGAGGAGAAAGGAAUGUGGUACACGAUAGCGUCGCAACGGAAUUCCGAAUUGCAAGCCAACCUAGGGCAAACGUUUUGUUUUUCUAUGCGUCUUGAAGGUGUCAGAGACAGAGUCUUGGGAAGAGGCGGCAGGCAGAAGCAACAAGAGCAAGAAUUAUGGCUGUCUAGGCCAUCGCGUACUUGUCAGAGAGAAUCCAAGGAUGAAGAUACAUAUAGACUGUCAAAUCGAGGGGUGUGUGAAGAUUUAACAAAGGCAGCUAAUAACGCAGCGUUUGCUCCAUCGUUGUCCCAGUCUUUGUUUACCUUAAGUACAGCAGCUUAUGCCGUUAUUAAUACGCUACGCGUAUUACUCUGGAGAUGAUCUGCAGCUAUUACAUAAGAACUUGAGGUACUACAAUUUCCAGCACGACUUCUCAGGUAUUGCGUGUUUCUGGAAGUGUAUAUAGCUUACAUACAGUUUGAUAGCUAUUGAACGAUAGACGAGCUGUCAGUACGUAAGAACGAUGUGGGAAGCGUGCAGCUAAUAAUUAUUAUCGAUAUAUUCAUUUCCGUUUCGUUGAAACAGCAGCCUAAUCAUGCAAAUUAGUAAUCACGAUUGUUCCCAACGAGACUAUUUGUAUAUGUUCGCGAGUUUUGUACACAAUUAUUUUUUAUAACAUAAUUUAUCGUAAUUUAUCGCGAACUGUGGUAUUCUAAACAUUUGCUUUAGAAUAUAAAAUUGUUUUAAAAUACACAAUACGAAAUGGUAUUUGGUACUUCAAACAAAUUUAUGUCGCGUACAUAUGCAUUUUAAAUAUUCUAUUCUAUCUCGGAUAAUACUUUUGAGAUUACGAAAGUGUGUAGUUUAUACGACAGCCUCGAAUCACGACCACUUCUGAAUAUCUAAACUCGAAGACUCACAUGUAUAUUCUUAAGUACUACCGCGCUACUGUAAAUACGACCAGGGUAUAAGUAAUCGAGAUAUUUCAAUUGAGUUAUUUUCGAUUGAAAAUUGGGAUAUGCUGUGUAAUUACAAUUUGACAGAUUGAACUCGUAUUUAAUAUAAAAUAAAGCAAGAGACAUAGGUUUUAUCUUUUAGCUAGUAUAUAUAAUAAUUGUACAUAAUAUAAUUGAAAUAUUGUAUAAAGACUGUUUUUAAAAGAGUAUAACAGUAUACCGCUCACGAUAUUGCAUAUUGUCACUGAAAGUGCGUGCAUUUUCAAGAACAUUCUCGAGAUCGGCCUCGCAAUCGAAGAUCCGCGUACGUAUGACACUCGUGUUACAUUAUCAUUUAUAAGUUCAUGAAUCGGAAUAACUUAAAGAAUAGAAAAAAUUUAGCAAAUAAAAAAAAAUUAUUUCAUGUCAGUUUCUAUAAAAAUCGAAUAUGCAUCAAUACGAAAUUUAUCAAAAAACUGGAACUAAACAAAAUUUAAGCUUCAAGCUUACAAUUCUAUCAAGACAAUUGUUAAAAAAUAUCAAUUUUUUAAUUAUUACUUGUAUAACUCAGGAUUUGUUCAUUUAUAUGUAGUGGUUUUAUUCUUUAAUUUAUUAAUUAAAUUUUUUUUUGUCGCGUAGUUCUUGUUUUUUAAAUUUGAUUAUAUUAUAUACUGACAUCCGUUAAUUGCUUCUUUUGCUCUUUUUAAUUUUUGUUUAUCUCUCUGGAGCUUUUCUAUAUUGUAUCCAAUAUUUUAAAAUUGCAUAGUAUAGAAGAGGUACAUUUCCCUUGACACAUUUUUCUCCGGAGAUUAUUAUCUUGUGAUUCUGAAAUUAAUAAUUUUAAAGCAUCUUUGGAAAGUUGAAGGUAAAAAUCAUUGCUUUAUCACAUUGAUAAACUUAUCGAACGACGUUGUCGCAUCGUCGAAGAUUUUCGAUAGGCCUAACAUAUAGAUGACUGAGUGUGGUACAUUUGCGGAUGCAUUAAAACACGCACUCGUCGCGUGUAAAUAUACAUAGUGCUUUUGCAUUUCUGACACAGAGCUAGUGGAUGUUGGAAUAAAUCAAUCGCAAAUCUCGCUACCUCCUAUUUAUCAUUGACGUUAUCACACACAAUUCGACAUAUGUAUCGCAAUUUAAAUGUAUGGCCUCUGCAUCGGUUUACAUCGUCGUGCUCGAAUAUCGAUCAAGUUUCGAUCCGCGCCACGCUGGAUUCAUAUAUCACGAUGAGAUAUUUCCUUUUAAAUACUCGGUGAUACAUUUUUUUGACAAUUUAAUACGUAUAUAAUCUCUUGCAAAUGUAACUGUACAAAUGCGUACUGUACAAAUAUCAACGAGUCAUUCGUGUGUUUUCUAUUGCAUUUUCGAAAAUUAAGAUAGCGUACAAUUCUCACUAACGAUACUUACAUAUAAUCUGAAAAUUAAUAUUUACAUCGUGUGUAAAUCGGAUGAUUUCGAGAAAUAUAGUUUGUAUCUUUAUCGUAACUCUCUAUAUUUCUUAUAAUUUAUAUUAUUUGGAUUUUUAUAUGGAUGUUGCAACACUCAUUGUUACUUUUUGAUUGAAAAUUUGAUCUAUUUCGUGUUUCAAAGUAUUUUCAUAUUAGCGGCAGUGUGUGUGACGGUAUUAAUAAUAAAUCAUAGAUUUUCAUUGCCAACAUUUUAGCCGAGGAGAUAAUAUGGCUGGGUUGAUAAGAUUUAAAAAUACUAAUUUGUAUAGCGUUGAUUAAAUAACAUCCUGGAAUCUGUGAAAUUUGUACUGAUUCGUGUAUGAAACAAGAAUAACAUAAUAAUCUAUACAAUAUUACGAACGAGGGAGGGAAGCCGAGAAUACGGUCCAUCACGUGAAGCUCAAUAAUUUUCUAUUUUUAUCAAAUGGCACUUUCACAUACGUACUACACACACACACACACACACACACACUGCAAUUGUACAUAUAUAAAGUUUUAUUGAUCAUAUGCGUAUAUAUGUACACACAGAUAUAUAUUGCAUAUAUGAAGCCACACGUGUUAACUAUAGGGGAAGCGAAGAAGCGAUAGAAGAAAAAAAGUACGUAGAGGAACUCGUGGAUACACAUUUUAGUACGUAUUUCGUCAUCCAUUAACUCUGUGAUAUCAAUCUCAUAUACGCGUAAAUGUGACAGCCAAAAGAGAAACGAAACUGAACUCUAAAAACACAUUUUUAUUGUAUAUAUCGUAUAUUUUCUAAAUAAUGGACUGUUCCGGAAUUCAGGAGAUUUGUUGAAGUAAGCGAAAGUGUAUGGAUUCGAAUUAUAUUAAAUAUUUGAGCAUUUAAAUAACGAAGACAGAUUCUUAUUUUUAUACAGAUAGGAUGGACUUAUCGCGAUGUCCUAAUCUCCCUACACACACGAAACUUCACACGAUAAGCGAAAACGUAGUCAUAUACAUACGAGUAGAUAUUUUACGUAAGUUUUGUAAUUACUGCAUUUUUAUAUCGUUAGCAUCUCAUCUCCGAAAGCAAGAAGCAAUUCUCGACUGUAGACGCCUAGUUCAUUGCCGUCGCAAACAUUUUUUAUUAUAAUUAUUAAUAUUUUCUCAGCAUAUAUAUUAUAUUAAUAUUUUAUUAUAUUUUUUGUACGACUCUAUUGUUUUAUAUAUAUAUAUACAUAUAUACUAUUUUGAGAGACACGAGAUAUCUAAUAAUAGUGACACAGUGCAGGCCUUGUUACUUUAUGCGCGUUUGAAAAUGCGAAACAGAAACGACAACCGAUAUGCCUUAAAUAUACAAUUUCUAAUGCCUUAUGCGAAUCACAAAAGUAUGAACGGUCGGUUACUUUUACACACUGGAAUGAUCCCGUGUACGAUUUUCUUUGACAAAAUUCCACAGGACUGAUACACAUUGCGUGCGUGCGUAUAUUAACGAUAUUAAAUUAUCACAUCUACACACAGCGUGAACGUACGAUCCCCCCAUAUAGUCGAUACGACUGUAUUGAAUUCCGGAAACAGAUAUUACACGAUGUAACUUUAAUACUUCUAAAGUAAGCUCUAAUUUGUAAGGUGUGGAAAUGAGUAAUUGAAAGUCGCGAGAGAAACGCUCGCGCGAAAACGAAAGGGAGAGACACGAAAGAGAGAUGAUAACUCACGAGUUUUGUACAUCCACAUGCGCACACAUAUAUUUUGUUUAUUGCUGUGAUGAAUUAUGUAAUUAUAAAUAUUAGCGUAUAAGGCGAUUUGAAAAUGCGGCUUUUCUUGCCAUUCAAAUAUAAUUGCAAGCAUUAGUCAUACUUCUCCCCUCCCCCGCUGUUCGAAUAUAAGCCUCUUUGAAAAACCUUACGGUUACGGAACAAGACGACCUAUUUAUCCUCGAUGUAUUUAAUUGUACGAUAUUUACGGCAUACUUGUAAAGCGCCUUGGAUAAACGACUCGUCCAGAAGGCGAUUCGCCGCAACGACAAUUUCGUACAGGAAAAAAAAGAUCUGAUUUAUUUUGCUACACGCGUGCGGGAAUUAUGCGAGAACAAACUACGAGUGUAUAUGUUUAUCCUCGCGCGAAACUGACACGGUACUUACUCAACGAUGCUAAUAUAACAGGGAGACUUUUCUUAAUAAAUAAAAAGAUUAUUGCCAACA
This is a messenger RNA of Formica exsecta, 6397 nucleotides long. RefSeq lists its product as uncharacterized. The record is from RefSeq and is a predicted model, not a curated record. NCBI's taxonomy places the organism in Eukaryota, Metazoa, Arthropoda, Insecta, Hymenoptera, Formicidae. The coding region runs from base 356 to 2260 and encodes 634 amino acids. The transcript has 13 exons.